UCAUGAUCCACUAUGAUAAGGCGCCCAAAAAUGGGGUUCUGGAGUUGAACGAGUUUAAGAACCUGGUUGCUGACAUGAAGGCCAUCCAAAAUUCCAAACGUGAGGAAGUCCUGGAUGCCUUUUUCAAAUUUGACAAGGAUAAGAGUGGCUUCAUUGAGCCAAAUGAGCUGAAGGAAGUCUUAACGUAUCUCGGCCUUGCAAGUGGCGAAGAGAUUGUCAAAACCAUGAUUGGUGUUGCCGACUCCAACAAAGACGGCAAAAUCAGCAUCACAGAAUUGGCUAACGUCAUGGGGCACACAGCAGUAGGCGCAGAAGACAUACAACAGUGGACGGAGUAGUCUGUUCCCCUGUGGUGUUCACUUGAGGGCAUACUAUAUGUCAGUAUAUGAUGUCAUCUUAGUGUUUAGAAGAAUUCAGCUAACUACUAGAUGAGAGAAAUCAGCCAUUGGUAUACAGUAACGAUAUUUGUAAUAGAAUGUUUCCCUUUAGAUGAACGCUUCAUGCUUCAUUCAUGUAAAAACUUCAAAACAAAAUGCAAAAUGAAGAAUUGGCAUAUUAAUAUUUCUUAAUUACCAUAUUUUUAGAGUACAUGUUCUAAAUUGUUCCCAUCCUCAAGGUUAUGGAACCAAACAAAGUGUUUCGUAACCUCAAAGACAUGAAAAAUUGCCAUAAAAUGCUCUUGCCGCUCAAUGCGUACUGUCAAUGACGUUCG
Molecule: messenger RNA, 712 nt
Organism: Branchiostoma floridae (Florida lancelet)
Lineage: Eukaryota; Metazoa; Chordata; Leptocardii; Amphioxiformes; Branchiostomatidae
Product: calmodulin-like protein 4
Exons: 2
Coding region: 3-338 (111 amino acids)
Molecular function (GO): calcium ion binding
Source: RefSeq, a predicted model, not a curated record